GGGGGGUCAGUGUGUUUGCAGAGAGGGGGGAGGACACAGUCACGCAACUGAAUGCGAAGGAGACUGAAGCAAUGGAAGGACUGGGGCUGUGUGUGAUCACCUUACUGAUAAGCAGUGCAUUUCAAAAUGCCCAUCCAGUGAGGGUGACAGUCAGAGAGACGAGUGUGCAGGUCCUGCGUGGAGACUCCGUUCUGCUGCCGUGCUCUUUCGUUACCAUGGCUACACUGUCUCGCCUCAAUAUCAUCUGGACCGUCACUCCGCUGUCUGAACCCAGCUCCCCUUCACAGGUGAUAGUGUAUGAUCGUGGUCAGGUGAUAGAGAGUCCCUCUCUGAUUGGCCGUGUCAGUUUUAGAUCUGUUCCGCUGAGUGCCGACAUCGUCCUCAACUCAACGAGCUUGUCUGACGCCGGGACGUAUCGCUGUGUAGUGAACAACCCUCCCGAACCCGGUGCGCCAGGGAUAGGGGAGCUGAGCCUAACUAUCCUCGCUCCCCCUUCCUCCCCUCUCUGUUUGUGGGAUGGCCAGGCAGAUGAGGGGGGCAGCAUCUCUCUGUCCUGCUCAGUGGAAGAGGGGGUCCCAGUACCGGAGCUGCGCUGGGACAAACUGGAACCAGAUCAGAUCGCCCUGCCUGUGAACAAGGAGGGCUCUCUCAAAGGGACUGUCCGGAUUCUGAACAUUUCUGCACAGAAUUCAGGACUCUAUCGCUGCACUGUGUCCAAUCCUCAUGGAACAGAGGCCUGCUCUGUGGAUCUCUCAGUCUACAGCACAAGCCACGGUGCAGCAGGUAUUCUCCAGGCUGUCUCUCUCACUCUCUGCAUGGCUCUGGUUCUCCUGGCUCUGCUGGCUCUGGUCCUGUGGUUCCAUCGCUCGGGACAUGACAGGAAGUGGAGAGAAGAGGGGGAAGAAGAAGAGUGCUACAAUGAGAUCAGGUACACCCCUGAACUCCUGCGGAAAUCAUUUGUUUAG
This is a messenger RNA of Acipenser ruthenus (sterlet), 965 nucleotides long. Its product is annotated as immunoglobulin superfamily member 11-like. NCBI's taxonomy places the organism in Eukaryota, Metazoa, Chordata, Actinopteri, Acipenseriformes, Acipenseridae. Gene Ontology annotation, biological process: homophilic cell-cell adhesion. Bases 72 to 965 code for a protein of 297 amino acids. Gene Ontology annotation, molecular function: ionotropic glutamate receptor binding. The transcript has 6 exons. Gene Ontology annotation, cellular component: cell-cell junction. The record is from RefSeq and is a predicted model, not a curated record.